This is a messenger RNA of Chlamydomonas reinhardtii, 3678 nucleotides long. RefSeq lists its product as uncharacterized. Bases 360 to 1637 code for a protein of 425 amino acids. The transcript is spliced from 11 exons. Gene Ontology annotation, molecular function: cyclin-dependent protein serine/threonine kinase regulator activity. NCBI's taxonomy places the organism in Eukaryota, Viridiplantae, Chlorophyta, Chlorophyceae, Chlamydomonadales, Chlamydomonadaceae. Gene Ontology annotation, biological process: regulation of cyclin-dependent protein serine/threonine kinase activity; regulation of transcription by RNA polymerase II. Gene Ontology annotation, cellular component: transcription factor TFIIK complex; nucleus. The record is from RefSeq and is a predicted model, not a curated record.
ACCCUUAAAUAUAGACGCACACUCUCUACUCCUGAACGUGCUCCCGCCCUUCGCCACUGCCACCUCACCGCGUUCGGCUGCUUAUAUAACGUCGCUAGAAGCUUCAUACAAAUACAACCAAUAUUCUCGACAAAUGCUGCGCUGAUGGUUACGUAGGUCGAGUCGAGCACUCGUUUAGCGUCUAGCUUUCGUAGACAGCUCCCGGCCAGCCCUCUUGCUACUGCUAGAAUUUGGAGUCACUUAUGCGGAGGAGCUGAACAAAGGCCAGGAGAGCGAGCGGCGCGACUGGCAGCAAAUGCGCACUGCUUGGUGACACAGCUGCAGAGGAAUUGAUGUGGCGUGGUGGCUUGGGGUGCGAGAUGGAUUUCGCGACUUCCAGCCACCGCCAGCGCUGGCUCUACACUCGGACGGGGUUGACGGAGGAGCGACACAGGCUGCAGCAGCGGGUGGUGGACGGACUGCGGCAGCAGCGGCACGCGGCAGCGGCAGCGGCGGCGGCACCCGGUGACGGCGGCGGUGGGGCCGAGGUGGCGGGCAGUGCCACCAAGCGGGCACGAGAGCCCCCGCCUCUGGCGGCACUGGGCGAACUGCUGAUGCUCAAGUACUACCAGCAGAUCAUUCAGGAAAAAUGCCGCGAGAUGCGCAUGCCGGUCAAAGUGAUGGCCACGGCCAUCCUGUACCACAAGCGCUUCUUCCUGCGCCACAGCAGUAUGGAGUACGACCCGGGCCGAGUCAUGAUCACAGCCAUAUUCAUGGCCACAAAGGUGGAGGAGUACUACACGCGCGCGGCCGACAUCGCGCGCUCCUUCGACGUGACGGAGGACCUGGUGGUCAAGCAGGAGGUGGCGCUGCUGGAGGGCCUCAACUUCGACCUGGUGGUGCACUCGCCCUACCGCGCACUGCAGGGCCUCAUGCAGGAGCUGAAGGAGGCGCGGGCGGCCGCCUCGGGCGCCUCCUCCCCGCCCGGCAGCGCCUCCCCGCCGCCGCCCGCCGCCUUGCCCUCGUCGCCCCAGCUGCCGCCGCUGGAUGAGGGGCUGCUGCCGGCGGCGCUGCCCGACUCCCCGGGCCUGGACGCGGCCGCGCGCGCCUCCUUCGGUGCGCUGGACGCGCUGAUGCUGUCGGACGCGCCACUGCUGUACGGCCCGGCGCAGAUGGCGGCGGCGGCGCUGAGGAGCGGGUUCAAGGCCAAGGGCGUGCGGGUACCGAACUUCCUGGCACGGGUAGCGCAGCGGGCAGCGCUGUUCAUGGGGCCCAACGGCGGCGGCACCGGCACUGGCGGCGGCAGCGGCGGCGGCGGCUCCUCGGCCUCGGCCUCGCCGGCGCCGCCGGACGACCCCGCGGCGGCGCUGACGGCGGUGCUGGACGAGCUGGACCAGCUGGGCAGCGAGGGGGCCCGGAGGGUGGAGGUGGAUGAGGUGAAGGAGGCCAACGCCGCGGCGCGCGAGUGGCGCAACCUGCUGAAAGAGGCGGGGGCAGCAGCAGCAGGAGGAGGAGGCGGAGGAGGGGGAGGCGCGGGAGGCGGCGGCGGCGGCGAGGACGCUGCGCGCGCCGCCAAGCGGGAAGCCAAGAAGCGCGAGCGGGCAGCGGCCAAAGCAAGAGAGGCAGAGCUACUCGGCAUGCCGCAGCAGCAGCAGUAGCAGCCGCGGCAGCGGCAGUAGCAGCUAGCGACAGUAACAAUUCUUGGCAGUAGCAGUAGCAGCAGCCAAUGGGAUUAGCACGUAGCAGCAUCAGUAGCAGCAGCACCCCGCGGUCCGCGUGCCCCUUGGGACGGGACACAACGCCGUCCACACCUAUCCACCUAUCUAUCUACCGGUCCCACCGGGCUUGGCUGGGGCCCUGUCCGGCAGGUGGCAACCGGCACCCGCUGCGACGGUACCCUGUGCCGGCGCCGCGGCACGCGGGGGUCCGCUACACAGGCGCGCGACACAGCGCCGGCGGCUGCCCGGGAAAUGUAGCGGCCCGCACUUCCGCCCACUCGCGCCGACACGGUUUCGGGCACACGGGCCCUUUCCCACCACGGACGGUCCUCGCAGCAGGGCGGCACGCACGCAGUGUGUCAGCCCCUUGUCUCAUGUUUUCACCGACAGCGAAUAAAUCAUUUUGGAAACAGGGUGGCCGCGAAUGGCCUGGGGUGGCAAGGCCAGUGUAUGAGUAGCAUCAAGUGACGUUGCGUUGCUCCGGCAUUGCUUGGCCUGAUGUGGGGGCCGGCCGCGGCACGACUCCAUAUACCAUACCAUAGUGUGUGUGCGCAAAUGGAAAGCAGGCAUCUGUGCAUAUCUGCCGCCUCUGACCAUAUUUCCUGUUGACUUGGUGCUUACUGCCGGCGGCUGCAUGGACUAGCUCGGCGACAAGUUGUGAUAGCAGCAGCAGUAUUAUUAUUGGGAAAGGGGUAAAUUUGCGGUGGUGGCCGGGGAUGUUAUGGCCCCGCCCCGUAGCAAUGAUGACUUUUCUGGCGUCCUGCCCUCCGUGCCUGUUUGCAGAAGGCAACCGAUACGCAGAGCGAAGCUUGUGCAUGGCGCCUGCAGCAGGGGUAGCGCUGAGCUCCCCUGUUGAAUCUGCUUGUGUGCUGCGAUACCGGUACUGGUGCAUACCGUGUUCUGGCUGCGUGUUAUUUUUCUGCAUGGACAUUUUGCUUCUGAGUUUUGGCGCACAUACCACUUUGUCUGUGUGUGCAUGGACGAGGGGCGCAGCACGCCGCACCCAGUGUCCGUACUGCUUGGAACUUGGUGGGGUGGGGGCAUGAAAGGGGACGGGGUGCAGAUGCGCGUGUGGGCUCGCGUGUUGUUCUGCGCGGCAAUGGCAGGGGAAUGUGCGUUGCAUGCAUGUUUUGAUGUGGAUGCUGGUAGUCAUUUACGAGGGAGAGCUGGGCAUUGAAACGGAGAUUCGACAGACGGUAGGAUGCAUGGGACCCAUGCGCCUCUGAGUGCCGGCAGCCUGCUUGCACCAGUGCACCAUGCAGCAGCGCGGCUUGGGCGUCGAGCGCUACGGACAACUACGCAAACCAACAACGUGUGUGCGGGCAUUUGCCGUGUUGUGUUGCCCGGACACGAGGUCAGGGGGCGUGUAGGGACGUGCCGCGGCGUGCUGGCGCGGGCCAAAAGCUCGACGAGACGGUUGCACGCACGCGCUUUCUUUGCAUAGUCCAUUUUGCGGGAGGACGAACAUUACGAGCUGCGAGUUCACACACGUACGAAGCCGCAUGGAGCUUGGGGAAGCCUGGAGGACGGAGCACAGGGCGACACCAGCGGAGAUAGCAAGGAGGCCAAGUAUAGAUACGGCGGUACUUGAAAUAAAGAUGGGUGGUGUUAAGCGUGCCUCACAUGAGUUACUAUGCUAGAGAAGGACUUGAAAGCGUGCACCCUGAUGUUGGUGUGAGCAAGGGGAUCGAUGCAUGACAGCGUUCUAUGGAUAGACUGGAUGGAACGGAGGCAGGAUGGUACGGAGGACGGAAAGCCCGCUAGAAGGUGAAAGGUUUCGGGUUUCAUGGUGCAUUCAUGCGUGACGGGGUGGAGGAUGCGGAGUUGGGCGGAGUCCCUGGGAGUGGCUGGAAGAGGCAGGUGUAAUGGGGUAUCCGUAUACUGGGGCAGCCGCUGGGUGGGUUGGCUGGGUUCUCAAAGUGCUAUGUUGUGCGAGCACAAGUAAUGAGCUUGCAUUCUUUCCUUGUAAUGAAGAGCGAUC